Triticum aestivum (bread wheat) is the source of this 934-nucleotide messenger RNA. Its product is annotated as acyltransferase-like protein At1g54570, chloroplastic. The record is from RefSeq and is a predicted model, not a curated record. Gene Ontology annotation, cellular component: membrane. The transcript is spliced from 7 exons. The coding region runs from base 17 to 823 and encodes 268 amino acids. Lineage: Eukaryota; Viridiplantae; Streptophyta; Magnoliopsida; Poales; Poaceae.
ACUGCAUGCGUGGCUCAUGCUUCCUAAAGCCCCCCUUGAAAUCAGGACUGGGAUACUCAAAAAAGCUUCGCAGCUCAAUGCAGCAAUGGCGACUCUUUCUCCCCCUGUGGUACACCCGCAGGUCUCCCUCCGGCGACAAGGGUGGCGGCGGCUGCAUGGCUUGCCAAGCUGCCAGUUCAGACACGCCGGGAGAGUGCAGUCCAGCUACAGGGGACUCGAAGCGCUGUACGAUGAUGGGUACGGGACGGUCAAGGGCCUGGACUACUACUAUCAGGCACUCGGGCAGCUGGUGGGGUAUGACAGCGGGCCGCCCUGCUGGUUAUGCCCUGUCGAUGCUGGCUCGACGGUCGAGGAUGCUCCACUCAUGCUGUAUUUGCCAGGAGUAGAUGGGAUGGGGAUGGGGCUCUGCAUGCACCACAAGGCUCUUGGAAGGAUAUUUGAACUUAGAUGCUUGCACAUUCCUUUUCACGACCGCACACCAUUCGAAGAACUUGUCACAAUGGUAGAAGAUGUUGUGAGGGCAGAGCAUUCCACUUCUCCUAAUAAGCCCAUCUAUCUAUUGGGGAAUUCCUUUGGAGGAUGCUUAGCUCUUGCAGUUGCUGGUCGCAAUCCCCGUAUUGAUUUGAUACUGGUACUAGUCAAUCCAGCUACUUCAUUUGAGAGGUCAGACAUAAAAAAGCUUCUGUCAGUUUUCAGCUCGAACAACGCCUAUAUUGCAAUUACAGCUCUACUGAACUACAACAUCGAAUAUACUGGACAAACUACCAGAAGACACACUAAAAUGGAAGAUGAAACUCAUCAAACGGGCUGCGCAAUAUGCUAAUUGCCGUAUACAAUCAGUUACAGCUGAGGUGCUACUGCUAGCCAGCUGCGAUGACAACUUACUUCCGAGCAAAUCUGAAGCCUACAGGCUACAGAACAAAAUACCUAAAUC